This is a messenger RNA of Colletotrichum chrysophilum, 603 nucleotides long. RefSeq lists its product as uncharacterized. Lineage: Eukaryota; Fungi; Ascomycota; Sordariomycetes; Glomerellales; Glomerellaceae. The record is from RefSeq and is a predicted model, not a curated record. The transcript has 2 exons. The coding region runs from base 1 to 603 and encodes 200 amino acids.
AUGCUCCCCCACGGCAUCCCCUUCAACAUCUUCGUCGCCGUCUGCGUCCUCUUUUCACUCUGCCAAGGCUGGACCUGGUGCUCGACACCGCCCCCCGCCCUCGUGAUUGAGAUCAAGAAGCCCGCUUCAACACAGACUGUCACCAAAUCAAGCGAAACCGUCACGCGAAUCUGCCGCGCCUACGCCGUAAUCCUCUUCGCAGUGCCCACGAACCGCCCGCCCUCGCUGUACGAAUACCUCCACAUCGCCGCCGCCUGCGCCCCGACCCCGGCGCGCUCCAAGUCUUCCUCCGCCCGGCGCUGCUCCACGCACCAGAUUUAUCUGGCUGUCGAGGGCACGUUGAUUGAGUACUUUCCUCACGGGGGUUUCUUCUCCAACUCCAACUCCAACUCCAACUCCAAUCCCGAUAACAACAAUCGCGAUACGAACGAGAACAACAUAAUCCAUAACAACAACGCCGUCGUGACUGCGCUUGUCACGGCCAUCCUCUUUGACGAGGACACGCGCACCGUGUACGACCACCUCUUCGAGCCUUCACUCUCUGGCGGCGCGAGCGAUCGGAUUGCGUUUCUCCAGGAGAAGUGCGGCGAGGCGUGGCGGUAG